GCGGAAGUCAGUGCGAGAGUAACUUUUUGAACAGGAUAGCUUAGCUUUAAUUUGGCUUUAAAAUGAAUGAAACUACAUCAAGAACAAUGAGUUCACCUGAGAGUCUGAGAGAGUUUAUCACAGAGAGACUAACUGCUGCUGCUGAAGACAUUUUUGUAGUUUUUAAAAGAACUAUCGUCGAGUACGAGGAGGAGAUCGACCGUCAGCGCAGACUGCUGGAUAUCGCCUGGAAACCUCACAUCUACCUGCAGAGGACAGAUGAGUCACAGCAGCAGGAGUUUAAAGAGGAGGAGGCUGAGCAGCAGCUCUGUAACCAGGAGAGGAACUCCAGCCUGGACCAAGAGGAGCCAGAGCCUCCACAGAUUAAAGAGGAAGAGGAGGCAGAGCAGGUCAUAGUGAAGGAGGAGACAGACACAUUCAUGCUGACUGACCACAGUGAAGGAGAACUACUAAACGAACAUCUGUUCCUUUCUAACAACUCUCAUAUGUCUGAGGAUCAAGAUCCCAGAGGAAGUGAAAACAGAGACUCAGAAUCAUGUAGAACAUCAGAAACCAAACAAAACAGAAACAUUUUUUGUCACUCUCAGCUAGGUCAGACGUCUUUAAAAUGUGAUACAUGUGGUGAUGAUUAUAAGAAGACACAUCAGUGUCACUCCAGUAAAAAGACGUAUACAUGCAAGGCUUGUGGGAAAAUAUUCACUUCAAAGUGGCAGCUGGCCAAACACACAGUAACCCACACAGGUGAGAUGCCAUUUUCAUGUGAGAUCUGUCAGAAAGACUUCCUUUUUAACAGCAGGUUAAAGAGCCACAUGAGAUCACACACAGGAGAGAAGCCUUAUUCAUGUGAGAUAUGUGGGAAAGAUUUCACUUUCAACAGUAAACUAAAAACCCACAUGAGAAUUCACACAGGUGAGAAGCCGUACUCCUGCAGCACCUGUGGAAGCACGUUCACUAAGAUGUCCAGCUUAAACGCUCAUUACAGAAUUCACACAGGUGAGAGACCGUACUCCUGCAGCACCUGUGGGAAAGGAUUCACCCAGAAUUCAAGCUUAAUUGCCCACAAAAGAAUUCACACAGGUGAGACGCCGUUUACCUGUGAAAUAUGUGGCCGGUCUUUCAGGAUGAAGUUUAAAUUAAAAGUGCACAUGGGUAUUCACACAGGUGAGCGGCCGUUCGCCUGUGAUACCUGUGGGAGAGGCUUCACUUUGAUGUCAGACUUAAAUGCUCAUAAUAAAAUUCACACAGGUGAGAGGCCGUUUACCUGUGAGAUAUGUGGCACGUCCUUCAGAAAGAGAGAUAAAUUAAACAUCCACAUGAGAACACACACAGGUGAGAGGCCGUACCCCUGUGAUACCUGCGGGGCGUCUUUCGCCCAGAAAGCUCAUUUAGAUAAGCACAUGAGAACUCACACAGGUUAGAGACUGCACACCUGAUGUGGGCGGUCUUUCUGAUACUGAUCUUUUUGGACCGUUCACAUGAGAGGAGCUCACACAGGUGAGAAGCCGUAGCUUCGUCAGAUCUGCAGUAGAAGGUUCUAGAACUCUUCCAUGGGUGUGCAGACGUAUUGGGGAUGAUAUCGUUGAAGUCAUAGCCGCAUCACAGUUUCCCACAAAGCGAGGGUUCCUGUUGGAGUUGAAUCAUGCAGUGUCUUUUCAAGAGUGUCAUCCAGAUGGUUCACUGUUUCUGAUGCUGUGAUUGGUGGUCAGAGCCCUUAUGUUUCUGGGGCGUCCAUCGGUCUUGGUCAUUCUUGUAAACGCAUCUAAAAAACUCCUCAAUGGAGUUACGUCAAACUUUGCACAUAAGUCAGAUUAGCAAUGUUUUUUCAGUAAUAUAACUUAACGUGUCUCUUUAUGCCUGCUUAAUAAAAUGUUGCAUGCACCAUUAACUCUUGUGUUAUUUAUAUAAAUAUAUAUAUUUUUGAAUAAUGCCGUGACUUUCUUUUUUCUUGUUUUUUGAGUGCCAAAAAUGGCACUUGUCACCUGUUUUUGUCAAUUGUGUACUUGAGUGCAAAAUCUGACUUUUCGAAUGAAUGUUAUGUUUAGAUGUAAUUUUAAAUCCUUUGAUUGGAACAAAAAUGAGUAGUAAAUGUGAAGAGAAAAUCAGAUUAGAGAGAACAAUCAGAGGCCACACCUCUACUGUCGGUGCUUAAAAAGUGCGCCACACACCUGAGCUAAACUGCGCAUGUGCUACUUUUUGAACAUAGUUGCGGCAAUAUCAGAAAUUCCUGUUGAUGUAGUUUAGCUAUUGAUCUGAUG
This is a messenger RNA of Cheilinus undulatus (humphead wrasse), 2255 nucleotides long. Its product is annotated as zinc finger protein 664-like. The transcript is spliced from 2 exons. NCBI's taxonomy places the organism in Eukaryota, Metazoa, Chordata, Actinopteri, Labriformes, Labridae. Gene Ontology annotation, molecular function: RNA polymerase II cis-regulatory region sequence-specific DNA binding; DNA-binding transcription factor activity, RNA polymerase II-specific. Gene Ontology annotation, biological process: regulation of transcription by RNA polymerase II. The coding region runs from base 63 to 1418 and encodes 451 amino acids. Gene Ontology annotation, cellular component: nucleus. The record is from RefSeq and is a predicted model, not a curated record.